This is a messenger RNA of Aspergillus fumigatus Af293, 153 nucleotides long. RefSeq lists its product as uncharacterized. NCBI's taxonomy places the organism in Eukaryota, Fungi, Ascomycota, Eurotiomycetes, Eurotiales, Aspergillaceae. The transcript has a single exon. The coding region runs from base 1 to 153 and encodes 50 amino acids. The record is from RefSeq and is a predicted model, not a curated record.
AUGGUCAAAAAAAACAUCACCAUCGCGAUUAUCAUCAUCAUCCUCUUCAUCAUCCUCGCUCUGGCCGGCUUCGGCAUCUACGCCAUGCAAAACCACGUCCUCUUCUUUAAGAAACGGGCUGUUGAUGAGGAGACUGCUGAAGAGGGGGGGUAA